This is a messenger RNA of Ostertagia ostertagi, 1998 nucleotides long. The record is from the annotation of a GenBank genome assembly. Lineage: Eukaryota; Metazoa; Nematoda; Chromadorea; Rhabditida; Trichostrongylidae.
AUGGAGAGAAAGCACGCCGGGGUUCACAGAAAGCUGCGAGACCUCAUAAGGCACGAGACGAAGGACGACGUGAGAAGAGAAGAUUUUCUCCUUACGGUGUGUGCUGCCCACAAGCUGAAUUUAGUAGUAUUAGACCAAACGGGACUCGCUUUCAACCUAACAAAUGCCCUUGUGAAAGAACUGCAUAAUUUGUUGGGUUCUACGGUUGCAACAAGAGCUCGGGUAAUUUAUGCCGAAACAGCUGAGGACAUGGGCUUCCCCGUCCUACAAAUGGACGCACUCCAUGCAGUUAGGUGGGCAGCAAGAUUGCAAAAUUCCGUUUCCAAGAUUCUCCGUGAAUGUACCCGGUGCUCAUUGAAACCUUGGAAAGACUGGGCAAAGACAGCAAAAACAAAAAGCCGAGCCAAAGGAGCAGCAUUUGCUUUGAAAGACGGUCACACCUUCAUCAUACUGCACCAUGUGAAUGCAACUCUCUCCUAUUUCGCGAGGCUCUCGGAAGCUCUCCAAAAUGAAGAAGCAUUGAUGGUUGACUACCUUUCCCACUGGAGGCAAUUCGAUUUUCUGCUCAGCCAAGAGACCUUAAAAAAUCAAGUGUAUGAUUAUCUCGCUGACAGUGGGCUACUCGCUUCAUACGACACCCAAAACGGUCAAUAUCACGGAGUGAAUUCCGCGUUCUUGAAGACCUACUAUACGCUUCCCGAUGACCGUGCUUUGUCUCAAAAGAAGUUACUUGCCUAUGCCCCCUACUAUUUCGCUGACUACAACAGAUUAGCCGUACAGCAUAUCCCGGCUGAACGGAGAGAAGAAACAGCAUCGCUGAGGGGAAAACAAAAAUUUCGACCUCUUGAAACUGUACAAUCUUUGGCCUCUCAACUUUCGGAAGCAGCAAGACAAAUAAAGGAUUGCGUCAACGCCUUGUACGAAGAUGUGCGAAAAAGUUUCCGACACUAUAUGGAGCCCGAAAAGCGUCCCACAGAAGCAACUGCUUCGUUCCCCUACGCAUUGGAUAGACAUAUCAUCCUCGACAUCAUUGAAUGCAAUGGCGAUUACGAAUCCUUCAAAAACUGCAUUCUGCCCGACACCUCUGCGGCAACUCGUGGAUAUCCUGUGUAUAUUGACGACGAAGGCAAUGUGGAUAAAACUAAACGACAUGAGCUUGUAUUGCAAUCUAUCAAUGCCAUUGAAAAAUUUUGCUCCUUACCGGGAUCAAAAAAGCAUUUCAUGGAAUUCUACAACACAAUCGCGACAUCAGUCACGAGAAUGACCACAUGGCCUACUAACCUGCGAAAAGACAGAACUAGUAUUCGGUUCUACCAAACGCUGCUCAACAACGCCAAGGACCUGGAGAUUCCUCCUAUCGUACGAAAGGCGAUAAAAUGCAUACUUGUGAUUCCUGCGAGUAAUGCUGACCCUGAACGCAGUUUCUCACAAGCAAAUAGGCUGACAAGAGGCGAACGAGGGAAUUUGGGAAAUAAAACUUUGAAUGAUCUCAUGGCAAUACAACGCGACGGACCCAGUGUCCUUACCAUCAGGCCUAGAACGUUAGUGGACCAGUGGAUAAAACCACGCCCCGUGCUGGGACUUAAACAACACAUGCCAUCGACAUUCGAUAGAUCGGAUAGCUUCAUGAAACAAGGAAUAAUGUCUGAUGAAGACGAGGACGUUGUAGGUGGAUGCAUAACGCCGUCAUUUAACAAGCUGAAUAUAAAGUAUCCAGAACCUGGUGAUCGAUUUGAAAAAUCGGUUUUGAGAUUUCUGAAGUCAACAGUGGACGCCAGAAUGAAGAUACAGGCACUGUGGAUCAAGAAACUCAUCGCGAGACUGCAAAGAGAUUUUGACAAGCUCCUCAAAUUCUGGGAGGACAUCGAAGAUACUCACAUGCAUCUCAACAAGAUCUAUGAGCGACUUGGACUACAAACUAUUCCACCCCUCCCCUCUAAUCAGAAGUUACACCUGAUCGCAGACUAUCUCAGGAGCGAAUCCUUUUUUGAUCGAUAA